GCAUUGGUCAAGUGGAACGCAGAUGCUGCUCGGGUAGACAUUGGUUGGAUUGGCGAGAAGCUGGACUACAUGCAUGCGAUCAACACCGCCUACAUGCAAGAGAUCAAGGAUGUGGUCAGUGGUGCAUCCGGUGCGGAGGACCUCUUGCAAGGAACGCAGGCAGCUACGGAUUCCCU
Symbiodinium natans is the source of this 176-nucleotide messenger RNA. The record is from the annotation of a GenBank genome assembly. NCBI's taxonomy places the organism in Eukaryota, Dinophyceae, Suessiales, Symbiodiniaceae.